This is a messenger RNA of Aedes albopictus (Asian tiger mosquito), 4814 nucleotides long. RefSeq names its product inositol polyphosphate 5-phosphatase E (gene INPP5E). NCBI's taxonomy places the organism in Eukaryota, Metazoa, Arthropoda, Insecta, Diptera, Culicidae. The coding region runs from base 1134 to 3497 and encodes 787 amino acids. Gene Ontology annotation, molecular function: phosphatase activity. Gene Ontology annotation, biological process: phosphatidylinositol dephosphorylation. The transcript has 6 exons. The record is from RefSeq and is a predicted model, not a curated record.
UUUUUGACGUUUUGCAAAAUCGAAGGAAAAAGGUAGCAGUCUCAAAGCUACAGUCGGUGCUUAAACUAGUCUUUUCCAAACAAAUUACGUUGAUUUUUACUGCAAACGCGUUGUUAUUGCUUAGAAUUCAGUGCAUUUCACAAGCAAAUCGAACUGCUUUUCGUGACAAUCGUAGUGUUCGCGGUGAAAAACGGCAUUAUUGUUCGAUCGACUUCGAGGAAAAACCCACCCCCACCCACUUUUGCCACCCGCUUUGUGAGUGGUCGGAGAGGGUGGUGGUUGGCAGGCGCGCGUAAGAGAGAGAACAACAACAACAACAGCAGCAGCAGCAGCAUGGUCAUCACAACAUAAACAAACGGCGCCCACCUUCCCCGCGUCAACAAAGGAGAAAAAGGUGGCAAACGGGGUGCUCCUUAGCGACGGUGAAAAGCAGAAAAAAUAUCACUUUUGUUUAUGCAUCUUUACAUACAUACAUCUCGCCAUCUCAUCAAAAAUUCAUAUAAAAUUGACUGCGUUAUAAGCGGAGAGUGUCCAAAUGGUCCCACACCCUACGGUUAGAGAAUCCGAUCGUAGUUUGUGCUUGUUUUUUGGCAUCCGAAGCGGUGCUGAUGGUUGCGCUUGACCACCAACAAGAGCUAGAAUAAUUGUCCGUCGCGAAUCUAUAUUCUCGUGUCGUCGUGCGAUUUUAAAAAGCGCGAGCCGCUUAAAAUAGUGCUCACCAAGUAACGGGGCGAAACACAAUGCAUCAGCAUCAUCCAAGGAGGCAGCGGCAAAGUGGUGGAUUCCUAGAGCAACGUGAUCAGCAGCUACUACGAUUUGGCUCAUCAAACGGAAGAAGCAACACCUUGAAAAGCAGCGCCUACUGCUGCGACGGCGGUGAAUCGCCGUCAUUCAUUGUCGUCUCUGUGCUGGUGGCAAACUCUGGGAUUCGCGUCAUAGUUGAGAGGUGCAUCAACGACUUGUAAUAGUUUCGGCGAGCAGUUGAUGUUGUUUUGUUAUACAACAGUAAUAGUCAAUUAUCUUGCUGUGAAAGUGACUACACCAUGGAUAACAGCCGUUAAAUUGUUUCGAGUAAACGAUUCCAAAAGACUAAAUACAGCUUAGCAUUAAUUCGGCAAACUCUCUCUCAAGAUAUGGAUAAGCAGGAUCCCUCAAAGCAGGGAAAAGGAAAAAGGCCAUUUCUGGGGUUGCUAUCGAAGCGAUCCUCGCGAGUGGAACCACAGCGAUGCACCGAAAGUGAAGACGAGCUUGGCACAUCGGACUCGGCGAAUAACUCCACCCUCAAUCUGGCAACGGGUAGUCAAAAGUCAAGCAGUUCGAAUCUUCAGCAGCAGCAGCCGAGCUCCAAAACCGAUGUCGCUGCGAUUAGUAGCAAUCCCACUGCUGCCGGCAGCACCAUCGCCACCCAGCAUCAACAGCCGCGUCAAGACUCUUCCAAUCAAAGUGAUACCAAUUCGUAUCAUCUGCUCUCAACGACGUCCUCCACGACUACGACGAAUUCAUCCGGUGAUCCGUCGUCGAAAGCAACCACCACGUCAUCGUCGUCGCGAAAGACACCACACAACAAUUUCAUCGCGAGGGAUCCUGCGCAAACUGCAGUCAUGCGGAACCCGUCGAAUCGACUGAGCGGUCAGUUCAACCUGUGCUGUUCGGUGGAUGAAAACUUGCUCAAAUCACCCAAGAAAAACCGCUACCCAGACCCACAUGGUGGUGUUGGAGGAAGCAGCUCAUUAGAUUAUGGUAUUCAGCAGAAGCAUCAGCAACAACAGCAACAAGAUCAGCAGAAGCGACGCCAGCAGUUGAAGUUGGAACUUAACGCCAAGAACUCGACGACAAAUGGUGACCGAAGCGAGAAGAGAAGUCCUGUUAUCAAUGGGACUAGAAGUAGGCCGCUGGAAUUUGGGCAGGAAGUGGCCGGAGCGGUGGCUUCGAGCGAAGAAGUUGAUAGCAGUGGAUAUCAUAGUAAUAGUCAAACGGCGUUAGUUGAUAAUAGGGUUGUGACAAAACCUGUGGUGUUCCGGGAGUAUCAGAAUCAUACGCAACGGGCGAUUAUGAGUAGCAAAUCUAGGUUUAAGGAACGGUUCCUUCCUCCAUUGCCAAAACUUGAGGGUUACGAGAAAAUGGAGCAGCACUACAGUUCACCAAAUAUAGCAGAGACGGAUGAUCCACCGGGUGUAGAUCGACGCGAUAGCCGGAAGUCGAUGUCCUUCGAUACUGUUACAACGGCAAAUGAUGGUGAUUCGGUAAUCAGCAAUCCGGUGAGUACCGACUCGCUGGCCAGGCAAGCGUUGAUGGCAGCGCACGUGCUCCAUCUCAUACCAGCGGAUAAGGCUCGCCAAAGGAAUUUCCUUCACGGCAGACUAGGGACCACUUCACUUUUGGGUCCUUCUGAACUCGACAAAGUUCUUCCAACUAGAGAAAUCACGAUAUUCGUCGGUACAUGGAAUAUGAACGGACAAAGUCCGCCGAAACAGAUGAAUGAUUUUGUCCUUCCAACUUCACUGGAGCACGUUCCGGACAUAAUUGUGUUCGGUACCCAGGAAUCCUACUCGGAGCGAUUCGAGUGGGAGGUAACAUUGCAGGAAACUCUCGGCCCUAGUCAUAUUCUUCUCCAUUCAACCAGCCUUGGUACGCUUCAUCUAGCAGCGUUUAUCCGACGGGAUUUGAUUUGGUAUUGCUCCGAGCCAGAAGAUGCAAACCUUUCGGUGAGACCUGGAACCGCUUUCAGGACGAAAGGAGCCAUCGCUAUAUCGUUCAGUCUAUUUGGAACAUCAUUUCUGUUCGUAACAUCACACCUGACGGCUCAUCAACAAAAGGUUAAAGAACGUGUUUCUGACGUCAAGAAAAUUAUCCACUCCCUGGAUCUUCCCCGGAAUUUAACCGUCAAACAUCGUAACAAGGAUGUGACACAAAAUUUCGACAGUGUUUUCUGGUGUGGUGACCUAAACUUUCGGCUUAGCGAACCGCGGGACAAGCUGAUGCACUGGAUCGAAACGACGCAGUUUCCUUUACCGGCGCAUCUGCCUCAUGGGUUUAUGCAUACGGAUCAGUUGACGAGCGUCCUGGCGGAUGGGGCAGCAUUCAAAGGGUUUCGCGAAGCGAAAAUCACAUUUCCACCCACUUAUAAGUACGAUCCCGGCACACAGCGGUUCGAUACGUCCAGCAAACAACGUGCGCCGGCUUACACGGAUCGCAUUCUUUACAAGUUCAAACCGUUACCGGUUACAACUGUCCAUCGGCGGAUAAGCAACGCUGCCGGAGGUAAAAUAACGCAUCCUCCAUCGCCGGUGAAAUGUCUGGCUUACGAUUCGGUGCAGAGUAUCAUCACUUCGGACCAUAAACCGGUAUGGGCGUUGUUUCGCAGCAUAAUACGGCCAGGCGUAGAUACAAUACCACUGGCCGCAGGUCUGUUCAAUCGGGAAGUUUAUCUUGAAGGUAUGAAACGGCGACUUGAUAGUUCCGGCUCGAGCUCAUCUGCUGUUUGCAGCAUUCAAUGAUGAUAGCAAAAACCCGUAAUGUGAUAAGGUAAUCAGCACACAGGUAAUGUUAUUUUUCUAAUCCACUAUGCGUCAAGUAGAGUUACUACAUAUUUACCGUCAAUGGAAUCUGGACAGUGGAGGUAUGUGUGAUGCCCCGUGUCCUGCACUGUUAGUUUCACUUAGAUAGAUCCUGUAGACCAUAGUAGCAGUAAAACUUAACCGCAAAUAAGAGAACAAAGACAACAUACAUGAAUGAUUCCUUUUAAAAAAUAACAUUUCUAGCAUGUUUAGAAAGUUUAGAUCAAAACAUCUUUUAGAAUAGUGUAUUAGUGAACCAAAUAGCGAACCAAUACAUUUCCGGUACCGCGAAAAAUGGCAGCCUUAAAGGUUAGUUUAUAGAAAACCUGUUUCUAGUCAGAACAUAAAAGUCAAAUUAUUAAUAAGUCUCAUAUUUACGUUAGUAUCUAAGUCGAACAGUGAACUGAUCUACAACCAUUUAGUAACAUCAUCACAUAUCGAGAUGCGAUCUUCGUUGUUUCAUAGAUACAUGCCAGUUACAAGUAUUGUAUCUAUCUAGGCCCUAUUGGAAAUAAAAUAAAUGUGCUCAUCCAAAACAAUAAAUUUUGCUGUAAGUUUGGAAGAUGAUAGAUUGUAAAAAAAAAACAAACUGGAAGAUUUUUGUUAAGUUAAUGAACAUUUUGCUCAGUCUCUAAACACCUAAAUUUUCAAGCUUUAAAAAGACAUCCAAUAGAUACAUGCUGCAUUCUCGACGGAUUAGGAUCUCUAAUAAUUUAGUCAACAGCAAUAGCCAUAUCCAAAGGAACACCACAUAAAUAAUUUCUACCGAAUAUGAACCAUGUGUCUCUCUCUACCUCUCGUGGUGAGUAGCAAAACCAAUACAAACAGUAAAUAGCAUACAUAGUCAGAAUGUAGAAUCUCUGAAAGACAUUAGUACAUGCUCGCCAAAUGGGAGCCGCAUUAAAUGGUAGAAAAUAAAUUGUACAGAAGCAAUGAUGAAACAAUCCCUUCACCAACUAAUAUUCCAUGGAUUGGUAACUAUCCGGAAUUGGCCUUAACGAAGUAUAACAAAAUCAGCAAACUUUUUUAAACUGCUAAGUGUUGUAUCGAACAGUUUAUUUUCAUUCCAUCAUUUACCUGUAUUCUUCCAAAGUAUAUUUAUUUCCACUUACGAAUAGUCGGUUUUACGAUUUAUGUUAUUGGCCGUAUAAUGGCCGUUGUUUUGUUUGUGUUGCUUGACAAGUUUGACAAAAGCAUGUGAGGAUCUGAAUUUUUACACACUGUUUCAACUUUGAAAAUAAAUUCCAUUUCCUUCUA